This is a messenger RNA of Trifolium pratense (red clover), 880 nucleotides long. RefSeq names its product high mobility group B protein 7-like. The record is from RefSeq and is a predicted model, not a curated record. The transcript is spliced from 8 exons. NCBI's taxonomy places the organism in Eukaryota, Viridiplantae, Streptophyta, Magnoliopsida, Fabales, Fabaceae. The coding region runs from base 85 to 690 and encodes 201 amino acids.
CAUUUAUAUUCGAAUACUUCACGAUUCUGUUUCAAUUUCAAAAACCUAAAGAGAGAGCAAUUAACAGAUUAGGGUUUAAUCAAAAUGACAACAAAGGGAACGAAAAGGAUCGAAUGCGUCGAUUCUCGUGCUGCUUCCGUUCUUAUUCGUGCCAGCGAUGGCAGUGCUUUCGCUAAAUGUGGUGAGUGCAAGAAAGAUGUUCCUAUGGCACUCAUUGACAUGCACGAUUGUAGCCUUGAAGCCAAAAUCAAAAUGAAUCUUAAUGCUCAAGUUAUUGAGCAAGCUGCUCAAGCGAAGAAACCUGAGAGGAAGAAGCCGAAAUCGACAGAACCAAGUGCUAAAAGGGCUAAGACUGGGAAAGGGAAAAAGGUUAAGGAUCCUAACGCGCCCAAGCGUCCUCCGACUGCUUUCUUUGUUUUCAUGGAUGAUUUUAGAAAAGAAUUUAAGGAAGCUAAUCCUGAUUCAAAGGAUGUUAAAAGGGUUGGUAAAGAGGCUGGUGAGAAGUGGAGGUCUUUGACUGAUGAAGAGAAGAAGCCUUAUUUGGAUAGAGUUAUUGAACUGAAGGCAGAAUAUGAGAAGGCUAUGGAAAUCUAUAAUGCUACUAAAAAGGAAGAUCAAGAUCAAGAAGAGGGGUCUGAUAAGGAAGCCCCAGCAGCAGAAGAGGUGGAAGAGUUAACAGACGAGGAGUAGUGAUGACUUUUUGUUUCUCUUCAAGUCUGAUUACUAGGUUUUGGUCAUUUGACUUAGUCUAGUUGUAUAUUUUGGAAUGUUUUAAGUUCUGGUGUUGAUGUUUAUGAUGUGAUUUUGAAGUUUCUGUGCAACAUCUUAUUGCACUGUAGUCUUAAAAUGUUACCAAUGCUAGUUACAUUAUUUUCUACCA